Molecule: messenger RNA, 1824 nt
Organism: Vanessa atalanta (red admiral)
Lineage: Eukaryota; Metazoa; Arthropoda; Insecta; Lepidoptera; Nymphalidae
Gene: Pgd
Product: 6-phosphogluconate dehydrogenase, decarboxylating
Exons: 12
Coding region: 137-1588 (483 amino acids)
Biological process (GO): pentose-phosphate shunt, oxidative branch; pentose-phosphate shunt
Cellular component (GO): cytosol
Molecular function (GO): NADP binding; phosphogluconate dehydrogenase (decarboxylating) activity
Source: RefSeq, a predicted model, not a curated record
GGUUAGCAGGCAUACCUACUUAAGUAAAACUUUAACUUGACAAUUGACAUUUGAAAUGAGCUACGAGUUGUAGUCGAUUUCGAUUAAGCCAAGUUUGACUUUUGCAUUACAAGAGGAUUAUAACUAUUAUAAGAAAAUGGCACAACCUAAAGCAGAUAUCGCCCUUAUUGGGUUAGCCGUGAUGGGUCAAAAUUUGAUUUUGAAUAUGGACUCCAAAGGAUUUAUAGUUUGUGCCUUUAACAGAACAGUAGAAAAGGUCGACCAAUUCCUUGCAAAUGAAGCAAAGGGUACAAAAAUCAUUGGUGCAAAAUCUUUGGAAGAUAUGGUUGCGAAACUAAAAAAGCCAAGAAAAGUUAUGUUGUUAGUUAAAGCUGGAUUUGCUGUGGAUGAGUUCGUAAAGAAGUUAUUGCCCUUACUGGAAAAAGGUGACAUUAUUAUUGAUGGUGGCAACUCACAGUACACAGAUACCCAACGCUGGUGUAAAGAGUUAGCUUCGACUGGUAUACAUUAUAUUGGGAUGGGGGUAAGUGGUGGUGAGGAUGGAGCACGCUAUGGACCCUCUCUUAUGCCUGGAGGUCACCCGGCAGCCUGGCCACAUGUUAAACCAAUAUUCCAGGCAAUAAGUGCAAAAGUGAAUGGUGAGCCAUGCUGUGAUUGGGUGGGCGAAGAUGGUGCCGGCCACUUUGUUAAGAUGGUACAUAAUGGUAUAGAAUAUGGAGACAUGCAGCUCAUUUGUGAAGCAUAUCAUCUUAUGAAGGAUGUUCUUGGUAUGGAUCAGGACGAGAUGGCUAAAGUAUUUGAUGAGUGGAAUAAAGGAGAACUGGAUUCAUUCCUUAUUGAAAUUACUCGUGAUAUUUUGAAAUUCAAGGAUGCUGAUGGAAAACAUCUGCUGCCAAAGAUUCGUGAUGCUGCAGGACAGAAGGGCACAGGAAAAUGGACAGGAAUUAGUGCCUUGGAAUAUGGAGUGCCGGUAACACUAAUAGGAGAAGCUGUAUUUGCUCGUUGCCUCUCUGCUUUGAAAGAGGAACGAGUUACCGCAAGUAAAAGUUUGCCGGGUUCCACUCUCAAGUUCAGUGGUGACAAGAAACAGUUCCUCGAGCACCUGCGUAUGGCUCUGUUCGCCAGCAAGAUUAUAUCUUACGCGCAAGGCUUCAUGCUUCUCAGAGAGGCUGCUAAGGAUAACAAAUGGAAUUUGAACUAUGGAAGUAUAGCUCUCAUGUGGCGUGGAGGUUGUAUCAUACGAAGUGUAUUCCUCGGAAAUAUUAAGGACGCGUACACGAAGAACCCUCAACUGUCGAAUCUGCUCCUUGACCCAUACUUUUGCGAGCGCAUUAGCACCUGUCAGCCGUCACUGCGUCAGGUCGUGGCUCAAGCGGCUUUGCUCGGAGUGCCAGUUCCUGCUUUCAGCGCCGCACUCGCUUUCUAUGACGGAUACCGUGCUAAUAUGUUGCCAGCUAAUCUGUUACAGGCACAACGUGACUACUUCGGCGCCCACACUUAUGAGCUGUUGACGAAGCCAGGAGACUUCAUGCAUACCAAUUGGACCGGCCACGGCGGAAAUGUCUCUGCAUCUACUUAUAAUAAGUAAUUCUUCUUCCAGAUCUGUAUUUAUCUCAAAAGACAUGUGAUAUAAUAAAUCAAUGUAUUUCACAAUGAUUUAAAACAUUUUAAAAUCUAUUAACGCUGUUUUCUCUUUAAAUAAAUUUAUUAUUUUUAUAAUUUUAUGUAUAGCUACCACGAUUAGCUGUAUCAAAUAAUGCAUUCCUUGACGGUUAUUCCAUUGUAUGUAUUUAUAAGAUUUUAUACUUUUAUAAAUAAACUGUA